AUGAAUAAUGAUCUAGAAAGGUUCAUCUCAUUCACAGAAAGUGGAAGAUUUUAUGAAGUUAAAAAAAUUAGAAGCCAUUUAUAUCCAUAUUCUGAAAAAGGAUAUUCAUUUCUUGAAUUAUGUUGUUACUACGGAGCAGUUGAUUGUUUCAAGUUUUUAAGAACGAAAUUUAACUCAGAAAUAACUCGAAAAUGUCUAGAAUUUUCAUUUUUAGGAGGAAAUCCAGAGAUAAUGAGUGAAUGUUUGAAAUAUCAAAAACCAAAUAAAGAUUGCAUGAAAUAUGCAAUUAUUUCACAUAACAUUGAUUUUGUUACAUUCUUAAUGAAUGAAUACAAUCUUAAGAUUGUUUUAGAAUCAUGCGUAAAAUAUAAAAAUCUUGAAUCAUUUUUUGUUGUUUUCGAUCAAACUAAUGAUGCUGAUAUUUGCUUUUAUUAUUCAAUUAAUUUUAAUGUCCUUUUGCUUUAUGAAUAUUUUCUUCCAUAUUGUUCAAAUAUCAACAAAAAAUAUAAAUAUGAGCAAACAGCUCUUCACAUCGCCACAUAUAAAAAUGAGUAUAUGGUCGAGUUACUUCUUUCACAUGGAGCAACUGUCAGUGAAAAAGAUCAAUCUGGAAAAACAGCUCUUCAUUAUGCAGCAGAAUAUAACUGUGAAAGAACAGCCGAACUUCUUCUUUCACAUGGUGUAAACAUCAAUGAAAAAGAUCGAUUUGGGAAAACAGCUCUUCAUAUCGCCACAGAAAAAAAUUAUAUUGAAAUAGCUAAACUUCUUAUUUCCCAUGGUGCAACUGUCAAUGGGAAAGAUGUAUAUCAUAUGACAGCUCUUCAUUAUGUAAUAAGAAAUAAAAAUGAGUAUAUAGUCGAGUUACUUCUUUCACAUGGAGCAACUGUCAGUGAAAAAGAUCAAUCUGGAAAAACAGCUCUUCAUUAUGCAGCAGAAUAUAACUGUGAAAGAACAGCCGAACUUCUUCUUUCACAUGGUGCAAAUAUCAAUGAGAAAGAUAAUUUUGGACAAACAGCUCUCCACAUUGCGGCAGAAUAUAACCGUGAAAGAACAGCCGAACUUCUUCUUUCGCAUGGUGCAAAUAUUAAAGAAAAAGAUAAAUAUAAACAAACAGCCCUUCAACUUGCAACAGAUUAUAAUUGUAAAGCGACAGCCAGACUUCUUAUUCGCUAUGCAAACGCGUGCGAGACCCAAUGGUAA
This is a messenger RNA of Trichomonas vaginalis G3, 1200 nucleotides long. Its product is annotated as spectrin binding. The record is from RefSeq and is a predicted model, not a curated record. The transcript has a single exon. The coding region runs from base 1 to 1200 and encodes 399 amino acids. Gene Ontology annotation, molecular function: protein binding. Lineage: Eukaryota; Parabasalia; Trichomonadida; Trichomonadidae.